UGCACUUUUCAUUCUCUUCAGGUUCAUCGUUGGAGCAGGCAAGUCGCGUUUUUGCCACCGCGUUCAAAAAUUUCUAAAACUGAACUUAGUUUUGUUGCACGAUUUUCUAAACUGAAGUUUUCCUACGGUGAAAUCAAGGAAAUUCGUUAGUAAUCGAAAAGUAUAAAGUGUAAGCUUAUAGCGUAAAAUAUAUUUUACGGCAUUCAAAGUUAGAAGAGUGAACGGCAGCCAGACAAAAAGUAAAAUGGCCGAACAAGAUCAAGAAAUGAAUGGUCAGCUAGAAAACGGAAACAGCCAAGAUGUAGAAAAUGGAGAUUCGCAGAAUGGAGCAGCUGCUCCGGUUCGCGACGACGACCGAAAAUUAUUCGUUGGUGGACUUAGUUGGGAAACAUCAGACAAGGAACUCAAAGAACACUUCGGUCAGUAUGGUGAAAUUGAGAGCAUCAAUGUUAAGACAGAUCCCACCACCGGCCGAUCACGUGGCUUUGCCUUCAUUGUGUACAAGGCUGCUGAUUCGAUCGAUAAGGUCGUUGCCGCUGGCGAGCACGUCAUCAACAAUAAAAAGGUAGAUCCAAAGAAGGCCAAAGCACGACACGGCAAGAUUUUCGUUGGCGGCUUGACUACCGAGAUUAGCGACGACGAGAUCAAAACCUUCUUUGGUCAGUUUGGCAAUAUUAUUGAAGUCGAGAUGCCUUUCGACAAAACAAAGAACCAGAGGAAAGGUUUCUGUUUCAUUACGUUCGAUUCCGAACAGGUGGUAAAUGAACUGCUGAAGACCCCUAAACAAACCAUCUCUGGUAAGGAGGUCGAUGUCAAGAAAGCCACUCCAAAACCAGACAACAUGCACAUGGGCCCAAUGAUGGGUGGCCGCGGUGGAAUGCGCGGUAACCCCCGUGGUGGCAUGCGAGGUGGACGUGGUGGCCCAGGAGGACCAAAAGGUGGUUACGGACAGGGUUGGGGCGGCCCUGGAGGCUACGGAGGCGGUUACGGUGGCGGAUAUGGAGGUCAAGGCGGCGGCUACGGAUACGGUGACUAUUGUGGCGAUUGGGGAUGGGGCUACAACAGUUAUGAUUACUCCCAUUACGACGACUACUACGGCGGCUAUAACGAUGGCUACGGGAUGAACAGCGGUGGUCGGCCUGGUGGCCCACGAGGGGGAAAAGGAUCCGGUGGAGGCUUCCAAGGCAAGCAGCGAGGAGGCGGUGGUGGAAACCGACAGCCACGUCACACACCAUACUAGACUUCCCGUUCUCUAGUAAUUACCUACUAUAAUGAAAGGUCAUCCCCCUCCCCCGUAUAUACAUGUAAAAGAGGAAAACAUACCCAAGAAAAAUCUUCACAAACCUACCUACCUACUACCUUCAUACAUUGUUCGCUCCAAAUUCUAUUAAUUUACUUUUUAGAAUUAAUAGAUAUAGUCAGCAACGGAAACCACAAGACAACAUGAUUUAAAAAUAUAUUGAAAUUAGGGAGGAUAUCAUCUAAACAGAAAAGACAUGGUCAAUCCUCCCCGUGGAAUAAAACCAUACUUAAUGUGAAAGCGAGAGAUUAGGCGAGUCUAAGAAUGUUUGAUUUGAUGAAUGAAAGGACAAAAAAAAAGCUCUAUAAAAGUGGGCUACCAAUAAUGACUAUGUGAAUUGCUUCUUCCAUUGAGCGGUUAUUCCAUGCGCUGAAAGGUCCCAUCGUAAUUGGCUGGGAUUGGUUUCAGGUAGAAAGAAAUUUGAAAGCGAAAAAAUUCACAAAUAACAUUAGCGGCUGUAUCUCAGUGAAAGACACGCACAUACCAGAGGCCGCUGGACCGUUCACAUGUGCGAAGAGUACUACUAGAAGGAAAUUGAACUUAACACAAAUACGAUGAGAGAGGGCAUUCCAAGAGUUUUCUUUUGUUGUUGAUCAACGAUACUUAAAAAGUCGCUCGAUUGGUAUUUUACUACAACUUCCUAUCUAUUAUUCAAAUAUGGAGUUUUUUUUAAGAAGCAUUUGCAAAUAGCAGUGUAUAAGUCACAACAAAACAACUCAUAGGCACACACAUUCACACAUUUUAAGUUAAGUUUGAUCUGUUGAACAAAGAAAGUUUUGAAUAAAAAAAACUAGAAACCAUCGACAAACGACUGUUCCACUUCAUCCACUCUUGAUUGAGUGUUAUUGCAAAACGGUUCUCAAGUAAUGGAGCCAACCUGUAUUCUGUAAUGCAUAUAAUAGAACAAGGAUAAAACAAUGGAAUCUUAUUGGAAUGCAGUAUUAGUAAUUGCCGUACCUUCUCAUGUCCGAUUUGAUGAAACGAAACUAAUAAAGUGCAUUUUAAUCAA
Molecule: messenger RNA, 2309 nt
Organism: Uranotaenia lowii
Lineage: Eukaryota; Metazoa; Arthropoda; Insecta; Diptera; Culicidae
Product: RNA-binding protein squid-like
Exons: 7
Coding region: 245-1240 (331 amino acids)
Biological process (GO): regulation of gene expression
Cellular component (GO): nucleoplasm
Molecular function (GO): RNA binding
Source: RefSeq, a predicted model, not a curated record